Molecule: messenger RNA, 2958 nt
Organism: Closterium sp. NIES-65
Lineage: Eukaryota; Viridiplantae; Streptophyta; Zygnematophyceae; Desmidiales; Closteriaceae
Source: the annotation of a GenBank genome assembly
AUGACGUUGGAAAGGAGAUGCGAUUCGCGGCUCGGAGGGAGCAAGGCAGUGGGAGCUACUUGGAGAUUAACUGGCGGCGCGGCGAGGCGUUGGGGGGGAGGACGCAGGGCGGGUCCCGUGCCGCUAUACUCUUACGGGUUACGUGAUGCGUGGCAGCGCGAGACCGGUCGCCGCACGCCGCUCUCAUUCGCUCGCGCAGCAGGUGGCUCGGACGUGAGUCGUGUCGCACUUGCUUCACGCUCUUACGCCCUGUGCUCGUCAGCCCUCGCGUCACAUGCUCUUGAGCUCGCGGCGCUGGUGUCCCGUCUCGCCCUGGCGUCAGUCCUCGCCUCCCACCGAGGCUGUGUCAACACAGUCGCCUUCACCCCAUCCGGCGCCCAUCUCCUCUCGGGCUCAGACGACCAGCGCAUUGUGCUCUGGGACUGGGCCGCGGCCAGGGAGGUGCUCAAGUGGCGCUCGGGCCAUGGCAACAACGUGUUCCAGGCGCGCGCCCUGCCGUGUGGGAACGACCGGACUAUUGUCACGUGCGCUGCUGAUGGCCAGGUGCGAGUGAGUCUGCUGUCGGAGAGUGCAGCGGUGGGCACGGUGCGGCUGGCGAGGCACAGGGGGCGGGCACACAAGCUGGCCGUGCUGCCACACUCGCCACUCUGCUUCCUCAGCUGCGGGGAGGAUGGGGUUGUGCGGCAUGUGCGUGGGGAGAACCGGGGGAGAAGGACGAGGGAAAGGAGGGGAGGGGGCCCGGGGAUUUUGUUCGACCUACGAGCCCCAAAGCCCAGCACGCGAGUCCUCACAGUGACCACCACACCCGCCAUGCGAGCACGGCAGCCCCUGCCGCUCAACGCUGUUGCACACAAUCCCGCCCGCCCGCACCUCUUUGCUGUGGGUGGAGCGGACGAGUUCGCCCGUGUCUACGAUUUGAGGAGGUGCAUGGCCCGCCGUACCGUUCCCACCCCUGCCACCCCUAUCGCCUGCGCCUGUCCCUCGCCCGUGGAAACCUUUGCACCGCCCCACCUCAUCAACACCAACCGUGACCGCCUGCGCCCUCCUGUGCACAUAACAUGUGUGGCCUACUCGCCACACGACGAGCUGCUAGCCUCAUACAACGACGAGCUCAUCUACCUCUUCCACCCACACCACUCCCUCGGCCCCGACCCCCUCUCCAUGCCCACUGCCACUCGCACCACUGGCUUCCGGGCUUUAAGCACCGCCACCAGCAGCAGCGGCGGCGGCGGCAGCAGCGGCAGUGGUGGUGGGAUUGGCAAGGGCAGGAGUGGGGGGGGCAGCAGCAGAAAGCGGGUUGUGAGCAGUUUUGGUGGGGAUUGGAGUGUUGGGGGCAGGGGCAGCAGCGGACAAAGUCGCAGUGGUGAUGAGAGGUUAGGUGCUGGUGGGGAAGGUGGCAGCGGUAGCAGCAGUGGUGGUGCUGCUGCUGCUGCAUCUUCUCCUGCUACUCCUGGUGAUGGUUCGAGUGAAGCUCGUCCUCGUCGUCUUUCCUGGCUGCAGCGCACGUUUCAUACUGCCUCAGGGGCAGCGUCUGCCUCUGCUGUCGCACCACUUGCUGAUGCAUGUGCUGCUGAUGGUGUCGGUACUGCUGCCGCUGCUGCUGCUGCUGCUGCUGCUGCUGCAAGGGAUGGAAUGGAGGAGGCAGUGGUGCGUGGCAGGGGAGAAGAGGGGGAUGGAGGAGCAAGAGAGAUGGGAGAUAAGAGGAGACGAGAGUGUGAUGCUACAGGGGAUGAUAGGGGUAGUAGAGAGGGUAAUAGGAGGGAAGGAGGUGAGCAGAUGGAAGAGAGUGAUGCGAGGGAGAGGGACAAGGGUGAGAGGGAUGAGGGUGAGAGGGAUGAGGGGGAGAUGUGGGGCGAGCGAACGCACGUAGCUCAAGGAAGGGUAGGGUACGGACAGGUGGGCAGGGAGGGGCAGGGAGUAGCACACAUGGCAGAAAACGAUGAGGAGGAAGGUGAGGAGCAGGAGGAAGAGGAAGGGGAAGAGGAGGAAGCAGCGGGUGCGUAUGGGGACAGGAUAGAGGUGUAUUCAGGGCACCGCAACGAGAAGACGGUGAAGGGCGUGUCGUUCUUUGGGCCGCGCUGCGAGUACGUGGCGAGUGGGUCGGACUGCGGACAUGUGUUUCUGUGGAGGAAGGUUGGGGGGCAGCUCGUGGCCAUGAUGCCUGGCGACGUGCAUGUGGUCAACUGUCUAGAGCCCCACCCAUCAGCCACCAUCCUCGCCACCAGUGGCAUCGAAUCAACGGUCAAGAUCUGGGCUCCAACAGCAACAUCCCCCAAGGGCCUGCCAUCCAACGCACAGAGCGUCAUGGAGGCAAACAAGCGGCGGCGCGAGCAGCCCUUUGGCGUGCCCAGAAUGGCUGCGGAUGUGGAGAUCCCGAGGCUGCGCCUGCAGCGCCAGCACGCCCAGCUGAUGGGGCAGGACCGAGUGGCAACUUUUGGCAGCUUGCUGGCGCUUGCUACUGCUGUGGGUAGGCGGGGGGAGAGGAGGGGGGGUGGAGAGGGAGGGGAGAGGGAAGUAGGGAGGGAAGGGGGGAGGCGGGGGAGGGAGGGGGGAGCGGUGGAUGAGGGGAGGGAAGGGGAGGGUGCGAGGAGUAGGAGGAGGGUUAUGAGUAACGGGGGUGGUGGUGGUGGUGGUGAUGGUGAUGGGGAUGGAAGUGAUGGUGGUAUUGUUCUCGGCGGAAUCAUAACCUACAGAGCUGAUAUUCUCUUCCACCCGCUUGCUAUGUCCGCUGCGCGGCUUACACCGAAGCAAGCGCGCACGCUCAUGGCGGCGUGCAUGGCGGCGCCGGUGGUCGUUUUCGCGGUUCGUCUCGCCCUCACGGACGACGUGCGCGACCCGUUCCGCAUGUACCGCAAACUCGAGUCCCCCUCCGCGGAUGCUGACGCGGGAGCUCCGCCUGCUAGCUCCGCACACAGCCUAGGAGCAGCAGGCGGGAGCGGAGAGACGGGAAACCGAUAG